Messenger RNA from Xiphophorus hellerii (green swordtail), 976 nucleotides. RefSeq lists its product as uncharacterized. Bases 1 to 615 code for a protein of 204 amino acids. The record is from RefSeq and is a predicted model, not a curated record. NCBI's taxonomy places the organism in Eukaryota, Metazoa, Chordata, Actinopteri, Cyprinodontiformes, Poeciliidae. The transcript is spliced from 5 exons.
AUGAAACGACACCACAUUUUGGUUUGUUUAUUAGAAGACUGGCCUUUUCUCUUUGAAGCAAUCCACCUGUUUGAUCACACAACCACCCUUCUUGGCUUCCCAGUACAAACCAGACUGGCAGAGGAAUUGUCAAAGAAAGAAAAGACAAUAAAGGACUUCCUUGGGUCCAGAGGGGUGGAUAUUCCAGGAAGUGAUGCUGUCCAGGUGAUUAGUGGAAUCGCAAAAUUCUUCAAGGAGAAACCAGCCCAACUAUUUUGUCAAAAUGAGCUGCUGCAUCCAGAGAGUCCUGAUCUUGACCUGCCAAGCACCCCAUGCAUCUUUAUAAUGGGUGAACAGCUUUUUAAAGUUGCUGUUGACCAAAUGAUUGUGAAUGACCACAUCAAGUCACCCAUCGCUGCCCUAAGCUACGCCUUCUCCAUGUUUUAUGUCUUGAACAUAAAAUAUCCAAAAGACAUGUCCCUGACACUGGAAUUUAUACAAAGAGUCUUUCUGGGCUUAAACCCCAAACGAGGGUCAAAGGCUGAAAUGAAGGGGAAGAAGCAUCAUCACAUUCCACCUCGACUGCUCAAGUUUGUAAAUGAACUGUAUGACUUUGACAGUCCAUGGAAAAUUUGAUUCUUGUAAAAGGUGAUGCUUCAUAAUGUUCUCUGUUAUGUUGACAGCAGUUCAGAAAAUAGUAGUUGGAUGUUGGUCCUUGUUUACACCUGUGAUUUUAAUCUUGUAAUGCAAAUUGCAAGAUUAAAAUUGUAUUUUUUUAAUGUUAGUGUUGGAUUGUGUUAAUUAAAUUAAACUUAACAAAAUUAUUAAAUUGACUUCAAAGUCUGGACUCAAGAAUGAACUUUACAUUGACCUUAACAACUUUAAAAAUAUGUUUGACUGAAUAUAUAAUUGAGAAUGCAAUUUGUAAUUAUAUUGUAAUGAUGUGUUGAUAUGGUAUUGAAAAACCAUGAACUGCAAAAUAAAAUUUGCAAAUGGA